Molecule: messenger RNA, 3996 nt
Organism: Orbicella faveolata
Lineage: Eukaryota; Metazoa; Cnidaria; Anthozoa; Scleractinia; Merulinidae
Product: small ribosomal subunit protein eS8-like
Biological process (GO): translation
Cellular component (GO): ribosome
Molecular function (GO): structural constituent of ribosome
Source: RefSeq, a predicted model, not a curated record
GGGAGUUAGAUGUUACUCAAAGAUAUCUGGAUCUUUAACAACGUUUUGUAAUCUAACGUCUCAAAUAUUUCAUAACUUAAACACUGAUAAGGUAUUUGUAAGACAUCGAUCUACCAACCACAUGAGCUUAACUGUCUUGUAGUUGCACGUGAAAGCUACAGACCGACAAGUCAUGUAAACAGUCAUACAUUACCAGAUAUCUGUUCUGUCUUCACAAUUCUAAUCUUUUAUAUACAGACACAAAACUAAACACAAUACCUUCUCCAUUUACUCUUUCAUGUAUCUGCUAGGUUUAUAAGACAACAUCUUCAAAUGAAAACAGUUUUUCAACUCCGUGAACUUUUUUCCGAAUGGACUUCAAGCUGCUUCAAGCUCUCAUUCAGCUCGUCUUGAGCCCUCGGGUUCCAAAGAAUGUACUGCGGUUUAUCUUUUUAAUUAUGCGCAAGAUGUUUGUUUACAUCAAGAUGACUCAAGAUGGCUGCAGACGGUGAAGAAAUGGCUGAAAGUCCCGUUUCUUUAAAAGGCUUCGAGCUCAGGAGUCCGACAUCAUUUAUCAACUCACCAUUAGCUUUUACCAAGGAUAUAACACGAGUUCCUCUUCAAAGAAUCCGAUGCGGGAAACUUGACAUUAGAAACGAAGAGCGCUGGCUGGAAUAUGAACCGCUGUCAAGAAACUUGAAGUUCCUUUACAAAGAUAGAAAGCACUUCGAUCAUGAAUACUGCACUUUCCUUAACUGUCAACAGAUCUCCGCAGCGGAUCUGCGCGUCAGUGCAAAGUUCGGUUACCUCGAUGCAAUGACAGGAACGCUUACUGUUGAGUGCCAAGAGCUCGUCGAAAUCGACGGUCCUCAUCACAGGGGGAGUUCUGCGUCGUCGAGAAGUUACGUUCUGGAGGCGACUUUUCACGUCAACUACACUGGCCAAGUCAGGGAUAUACUUCGUUCUUUGCGGCACGCAAAGCUAGUGGAGUCUGCAUCAGAUUGUGAAACAUUCCCGGGGGAAGGCGCGACACGGGGAGUGGCCGACAUAGCCAUGCCUUGUAGUGAGAAGAAACUACGAGAGGGGCUUCCUGAUUGGACACCGUACAUUCCUCAUCGAGUAUACACGCCAGCUGUGCGCAAACUAAUCGAAUCAGUGAUCACGCUGUACACGAUCUUUUCCAUCUUGUGGGCCGUGUGGCAACUGUACCGCCAUGUUGAUUUCAUAAGAGCUUAUGUUCAGCCCAUCAUCGACACUCUAAAGUACCAUGUCGAACUCAUGGACAAGUGCAUCCAGUUUUUAAACAGUUUGUUUGAGGAGAUGACUAAACAGUGGCUUGCAUACGUCAAACCAGGAUAUGUCAUCUUAUCUUCAUUUGCAUCGCCCCUGAUUGCUGUUGGACGAGAAAUGUGGACUGCAUUUGUGAGCAUUUCAGCAGCAUUUGCACUGUUUUUUCAGCCCCUUUACCACGUUUUUGAGCCUCUCUUUAAAGUAAUAUACAUGGUAUUUAUUAAGACACCAUACACAAUCUUCCAGCCGGCUUUCGCUGUGGGAGUAAAAUGUUGUUCCCUGUGUUACAAUACUGUGUUUUGUCAUGUUGUCUUAUCACAGCUUAAUCGCAUCAGAGGUUCACUUGGUUGGUUGGUGGAAAUUCUUGAAAAGAGCAUGAAACUUGAUCCUUUAAAAGCCCAGCUUGUUCUGAUGAGAUCAACUGUAAUCAACAGUGGCAAAGCCCUGAGUCUUGGCCUGGUGUACAUAUUUAAAAGCAUUGAACGAAGAGUGUGGUUGAUGAUUGCUAGGCCAGUCGACAAUAAAGAUGAUUGAAGUCUUAAGAAAAACGGUUACUGAAAAAGGCGCUAUUUGUUUUAGGUGUGUUGAUGAAAUGCAUCAUAUACUGUGCAGUAUGUUUAAAAGUGUUAUUACAAGGUUGUUUGGAAUAUGAGGAAAGUUUUUCCUAAAAUACCAGGAUCUCUCCAAAUCUGUAGAUCUAUGACCAGAGACUUUGGCAAAAUUAUUUAACAUCUUAUGGCAGGGAAACCAGUUGACAUUAUUUUCAAAGAUGUUUAAAUUUUCAUUUUAAAUUAUUGAAUUUACAUUGUUCUAUGCUCAUCUAAGUUCGAAUUUUGUAUGUAGAGUAAUAACCCUUUCAGUACCAGAGUCAUACCAUACAUGUGUCCUGCAUGUUCAGCAAUGAAGUAAAAACUGCAUGUAUACAGAAGUACCUAGUUCAUGUGAUGCUGGUUGGAAUAUUUUUUUUGUUCUAUUUUUUCAUGUUACAAGUACACCUAGAAAUGGAAGGGUUGAUUCACUUAUUUUUGAGUGAAUUAAAAACAAAAAACUUCAAGGCCAGUUUGGUUCAUUUAGGGACCAUUAUUUACUGACAGUGAGCAAAUCUUGUAAGGAAUGAACGUCAAUAUGAACUAAUAUAAUGGUAUGUCUCAGAGAGACCAGAAAAAUGCUAGAAAUUUUGUAUGAAUUAGACAUUCUGUUUAUGCAGACACCCUGUUGUGUCUGUCCUAAAUAAUGUGUUUAUCUAACUAUUAUCGUCUAUUAAUGAUCACAAGUAAAAACUAUUGCCAUAUUUUUAUUGGUCAUGUUGCAAUGGGUUUUAGCUGAUGUUUCUUGAUAUAUUUUAUUACAACAUUAUGGUGUGUUUUUUAAUUAUUUAUAUUACAAAAAAGUUAUUUUGAAAAAUUAUCAGAGGUUUAAGGACAGUGAACUUAUUAUAUUUUCACCUUCAAAUUAUGUAUUACAAAAUACUGAACAAUAUACAAGACAAUAUUUAUGAUGAAGAUUUAUUUAAAUAGAUUUUGAUAACUUAGACUAGAAAAUGCGAUAGGCUAGGGCUGAUUAACUUGAGAAGCUGUCAAAAAAUGACAGUCUACAAGUAUGCUGUUUCCAUUGUUCAAUAGAUUUAAUAGUCUGGGAUUGUUGACUGAACAGACAAUGAACUCAGCUCUUGAAAUUUUAAAAUUGCUGGCCCUAAAUGUUGUGGACAGAGAUAAAAUACACACUGAUCUACAUGUGCAUGCAUGGUUAAGAUUGUUAUUUAAUCAAAUUUAUUUAUGAGCAUAAUAACUUGUUAAUAUUCAGGAAUCCAAAUAAAAUAUUAAAAAGAAUACAAAUUAUAAUGUAUGCUGAUUCUUCAGUAAAGAGUAACUAAAGGUGAUGCCCUGUAACAAAAUUAUAACAACCAGUAAGCUUUCAAACGACAACAUUGAGGGUGAUGAAAUAACAAGGGAGAACAGGACUUGUGUUGAAAUUCCAACAGUGAAGUACAUACCUUUGGAUAUCGCUAAAUAAAAAGGCUUGAAAUUCUUGUGGGACGUGCAUUUACACUCCUGAUGUCUCCUAACAGGGCCACAAAGAUACCCUUCUCUGCACCUCUCCCAUCAGCUACACAAAAAGGACAACAAGCGAGAAUUAACACCUACUGUCACUUGAACAAGAUGGGGAUCUUUCGACACACGUCUGCCCCACCCGCACCCCUCCCUAGAUCCCUCCCCCUUCAAACUCUUUCUAGGUCUCCGCGGACAAGUGCCACCAAACCGUGGUGCGACCAGCGGUCACAACGAACAAAAUUCAACAUGGCGGCCAAGGUUCGUCCAACAUGCGUUCGUCCAUCGAUAGCUGCUUUGCGGUUGUGUGGAUCAAGUGCUUUCAGAUGUUUAGAAAGUGUUAACAGCAAUCAGCGGUCUACAGAGGAAUCCCGUUGCUUUCACUCUUCUGGUAAAGCACCAAUCAUCAUAGUUUGUACCGCAUUACUACAUCCUCCCCCACUCCCCCGUCCCGCCGCCAUCCAUUGAAGGGUUCCCUGAAAAAAAAAAAAACUUUAAAGAAAUGUAUGCCAUUGCCUGAGAAACUCCAUUACAAUGUCAAAAUGGAAGAAGAUAUCUCCCCCUCCCAAUAUCUUUUCACCCCUUUUUCCCCUCUGGAUAUCCAAGGUCCAGGGUUCAUACAGGUCAUGGAAAACCUGGAAAGUCAUGGAAUUUGUUAUUUUCAUUUUCCAGUCCUGGA